Messenger RNA from Acytostelium subglobosum LB1, 2106 nucleotides. RefSeq lists its product as hypothetical. Gene Ontology annotation, biological process: proteasome-mediated ubiquitin-dependent protein catabolic process. The annotation marks the transcript as partial. The record is from RefSeq and is a predicted model, not a curated record. Gene Ontology annotation, molecular function: protein binding. Gene Ontology annotation, cellular component: GID complex. NCBI's taxonomy places the organism in Eukaryota, Evosea, Eumycetozoa, Acytosteliales, Acytosteliaceae. The transcript is spliced from 6 exons.
AGUGAACAAAACAACAAUAUUGUCUUGAUCAAGAAAGACAAGACAAUAGUAAUUAGAAGCAAAACCAUUGCCGAUCAGCAGCAGAAUCAAAGGCAGCAGCAGCAGCAGCAACAGCAGCAGCAGCAGCAAACAGACCGCUCAGAGUUGGAGGGAUCACGCACGUCUGCGUCGCAGCAGCGAAGAAGAAGAGGUCGAACUGAGCUAGAGGACGGCAACGACGGAUCAUCAAUCACCGGCGAUAAUCAGGACGACCAAGAACAACAACAACAAGAACAAGAAGAAGAGGAUAUUGACUUUGAAAUAGAUACCGACGAGCCACAACAACAACAACAAUCAUCAUCAUCAUCAACACUAUCGACAACAACAACAUCAUCAACAGGUGUACAAAGACCUUUAAAGAAACUACGAAUGUCAUCAAACAACAAUAACAACAACAACGAGUUGAUAACAAUGAGUGAUGCAAAUGGAGAGAGUACAGCAGUCAACAAAACCGAACUCAUUCGACUGCUAAUACAAUCACUUCAUUACCUUGGAUACAAAAAGUCUGCAGAGUUCUUGGAGAAGGACAGCGGUGUGUUUCUCCAGUCGCCCGAGGUGAUGCACUUCAUCAACAGCACGAUGGACGGUGACUGGAAGAAGGUCGAGACAUUGCUGCCACAUCUAAAGAUCAAGAGCCAGAGUGAUCUUGAUAGUGUAAAGUUUUUAAUAUAUAGCCAGAAGUUCCUGGAGCUGCUGGAGAACAAGAAGGUGAAGGAGGCCCUAGAGUGUCUACGCGGUGAGAUCACACCAAUCAGCAAGGAUGCCCAGAAGCUACAGACGUUGACCAGUUUGAUCAUGUGUACAGAUACUUUGGACUUGAAGAAACGUUCCUUCUGGCCAGGAUCAAUCACUAACUCAACUCCAAUCACUCUAGAGUAUGUUAGUUCAGAGAUCAUGGUGCCAGAGAAUAGGCUGGAGCAACUGAUCAUGCAGUCCAUUCAAUAUCAGACAAGCAGGUGUCUAUAUCACAACACGACUAAAUCCAAUUAUAACUUAUUCGAGGAUCACUACUGUACUCGGGACCAAAUGCCCUUGGAGUGUAAAUAUACGUUGGCGGGCAAGCACACGGAUGAGGUAUGGUUCGUCAAGUUCUCCAACAAUGGCAAGCGAUUGGCAUCAUGUUCAAAGGAUGCACAGAUCAUUAUAUGGGACAUGACGACUUUGUAUGAUGACGAGCCAAAGGAGCCAAAGGUGAUGGCAGUUCUCAGUGGACACUCAAAGGAUGUGUCCUACUUGGCAUGGUCACCGGACGAUCACUACUUGAUCAGCGCGUCUGGCGACAUGUCGCUCAAGUUAUGGUCGGUCAACGAGGCCGUCUGUCUCAAGACGUACAACAAGCACACGGACGCCGUGACGUGCUGUGCCUGGCAUCCAGAUGGCAAGCGCUUCUUUAGCGGCGGCAACGACAAGAACAUAUACAUGUGGACAAUGCCCACGCCUGAGAACAGCCAGGUGGCUGCGGCUCCCGUCCGCGCAUGGGCGUGUGCACGUGUCAACGACAUGGCCAUCCACCGGGACGGCCGUCAGAUGGUGGUGAUCUGCCAGGAGAAGAAGAUCCGCAUCUACGACAUUGAGAACGAGCGGCCCGAGGUCAGCAUCCCCGAGACCGACGCGAUCAUGUCCAUGUCGCUGUCCAACGAUGGCCAGUUCGUCAUUGUCAACACGGCCAACCAGGAGAUCCAUUUGUGGGACCUGGAGAAGCGUAUCAUCGUGCAAAAGUACCGCGGCCAGAAGCAGAUGCGCUUCGUCAUCCGCUCGUGCUUUGGCGGUGUCGACCAGGGCUUUGUGCUGUCGGGCAGCGAGGAUGCCAAGGUGUACAUCUGGCGUCGCCAGAACAGCGUGCUGCUCGAGUGUCUCACGGGCCACACCAAGAUGGUGAACAGCGUGUGCUGGAGUCCGACCGAUCCAUACCUCUUCUGCUCGGCCAGUGACGACGAGACCAUUAAAGUCUGGACGAGGAAGUCUUGUUCAGAGAUGGCAGCAGUUGCAUCGAAUAGCAACAACAACAACAGUGGCAGCAUGUCAACAACAACACCAAGUAGCAGCAGUAGCAGCAGCAGUAGGAAG